AAUAAUGACGCAACAGAAAUGAUUCAGUUAUUAGACUCGGGUUUAGAUCCCAACUUUGAAGGAGGUUGGCCAAUCCGACUAGCUGCUCGACAUGGAUCUUGUUCUAUAGUCAAAACACUUCUUGAUUAUGGUUCUAAUCCUCAUUUACUUAGUGAAUCAGGAGCCUCAACAUUACAGUUAGCAGUAUACUCAAGAAAGCACUGGUUCUCAGACAAAUGGUGUUUUUUAUUGUCUUCUUGUGAUUCCUCUCAGUUGGCAGAUGGAGCAGCAGUGGCUAUUAUUUUUCAAAAUAUCGCUGCCUUAGAAAAAAUUGUGGGAACUGGUCGAUGCAAUACAAAUAUUCCUACUUCUUUGACAGGUAAAACGGUGGAGGAUCUAGCAAAGGGAUAUAAAUUACAGCAUAUAUUUGAUACACUAACUGAAAAUCAAGUCCGAUACUUAACUCCUCAUUCUUCACCACGGGUUACCCAUAAUUCAAGGGAUACAAGAGCAGCAUUGACACCGACGCAAGAACCUAUCAGAAAUAUCCGAAAUUUGUCGCCGUCAGUAGCUCAGUUCUUUAACCAAACAUCAACUUCAACUCCAAGAAGUAAUUUAGUAGUCAUUUCUCCAACAACAGAACAUAUUCAUAUUUAGAAAAAAAUAUGAUUUGAUACUAUUAUCAAACGUAGUUAGUAAAUAAAAAAUGUGACCGACGACUAACGUGGAAAUGCGUGCAGUGACAUGCGAGUUUUUCGUAAUGCUUACUUUAUUAAAAAUUUAUUCGUAGUCCCAAAAACAUCAGUUCGUACAGAUGAAAAGUUUCUCCUCAAUUUGACGUCCAUUGUAUUGUAUGUACAUAUUGUAAAUUAGCUUAGCCCGGUUAACUUAAAACUUGAAAAUAAAGAGUACUUACCUAAUUACAUAAUGAGACAUAAAAUAUUUUCUAUUAGUUAAAUAAUUUUUUUUUUCAAAACUGGGUAACAAAAUACUAUACGAUACAAAAUUUAACCAUUCACUUCAAUUACAACAGAUGUUUGGGUUCACGAAUAGAAAUAUAACUUGUACCUACACUACUGAAAACAAUCCCUUUUUCGUUUUUUCAAUGUUAGUCCUAUAAUUUUGUAGGUUGAUACCAGUGUUUUUUGGGAAUAAGCACAUAAUAGGUUCGUUGCCAUGAAAAAAAAUCGAAAACCAUUUGCGGAAUUAUUUCAAUAGAUCAUAAAACCACCGAGAUUCUCGAGAUUUUGACAAUAAAUGGGGUAGGUACUUAAUUUUUCACAAGGCAGCAGUUCUUAGGUAGUCUUAUUACAUCUGAGUAGGUCUAGGGACUGUAGUAUGGUAGUCCGGCCAUACAGCAUCACACCCGGCACGUGCUUCCAUGGCUCAUCUUAACUUCAUAUGUACACCUAUGGGAUGUAAUUGUAAGAGGUAGGGAACUUGUUUAGAUUUGUACUCCUAAUCUUAUACUUUGACUUUGAAAAUCAAUGUUAUAAUUUUAAAGUAACCAACCAGUACAGAGCUAGUUUUACUUUAGUUAUUUAAGGAAACUACCUAUAGAUAGAGUAAAUUAUAAAGUUGUUACUAGGUAGCUGUUGCCUGCGACUUAGUUCGCCGAAAAAGUUCACUGCCUGUUUGUUAAGAGGGGUAGGGGGAGAAACUUGUACCUAUACGAGUUUUUAAGUUGGACCAAGCUUAACACAACUGAGACAACAACAUUAAAAUCGGAGCAAUAGUUUUUACGGGAUGCGAGUACAAACAAACAGACAGAUAGAAAUUCUAAAAAUCACAUUUUCGGCUUCGGUCUUAUAGAUUCCCUUUAUAAAAUUUUUGCCAAUAUCUUUUAUGUAAAGACAUAGGCCAGUUAAAAUUUAUAGGUAUAGAUUAGAAGACACAUCAUCAGAUUUUUCUAUGUGCAACAAUGACUUAUAAAUUAUCUAAGUAGGUAUCAUUGCAAUUCAUUAGGUCCUUACAUCUAGGAACUUGAAAUGGAGCGGCAAUACAGCCUGGUGGUAUUCAAUUAAUUAGUAAACUUUUGCAAUUAGUGUUUUAUCGACAUUAUUUCAUCGGGGUAACUAAAUAGUUAAUAAAUAUUAAUUAGAACAUAAAUAUUUUUUUGCAGUGAACAUUCUGGAUAGCUUAACAACUGGACAACAAAAGAUCAUAAAUAUAGCGCUUGGAUCAAUAAAUAACGCAGGUAAAAAUAGACAACUUCCUUAGCAUAUAAAAACCUCGUGGCGAACAUAUUGUGUAUUUUUUCUAGUUUUAGUUUCUGAUUAGCUUACAUAAAUUCCGGACUGCUUUAAUGAUUAUUCUAUCAUAGGACCAUCUAGGUGCGAAAUAAAAUGUAUGAGAAUUAAUUAGGUACACUUAUAUGUGAUUCAAUCAUACAAAACUUAUAAAACCAUUACCACAGACCCGAUCACCUCAGCCAGCUAAAAGAUACUAAGUAUAUUAUAUUUAGAUGAAGUUUAUUCAUAAGUUUGAGUGCUAACCAAUGGUCUUACGGUGGGGAAAACAUGGUGAGGAAACCUGCACGUUCAGGUAUCUGGACUUGUAACCAAGGUAGGUACCUUACCCAUAUGGAUCAUCCAUAAACCCAUGAACCUUACUAACUCUAGGUAGGUUCCAUGGUAACGAUUGCGGAGGCGGGUGUAUAAACCGGGACUAACGCCAGAAGGAAGAUUAAUUAAACCUUAUUACCUAUUUAAUUUAACAGACUACAAAAAUAUUGCUGUGGAGGGAACAGUUUUCUACAAUCUUUUUACAGUACCUAUAGAUAACUUAUUAAAAACUCAAUAUAAAUCUUUAAUCUUUCGUCACACUAUGCCGCACUGCGCUUACCUAUACUUACUGAAUGACGCGCUACCAUACUCAUGUAAACCUGCGUACUUAUUUUCAUGUAUUUUUAUUGCUAUUGAAUGAUAUUCUAGCAUCUACUUACAUUCUUUAAUGUAUCCGCCUAACCGGUGGCUGCAAUUGGUUUGAAACGUUUAUCUCUCUCUGUUAAUUAUUAGGUACAUCUAUCUGGUAAUUUAUUAUGAAUAAAGUUGAGUCUGAAAUUUAAGUUCUUAUAUGUUUGUAAAUGGUGGAUUUUUUACUUCUUUGAUACUUUCAUUGAUGGUUAGUGACCAAUGUGUGUCCCAACUAUUGGUGGUGCUGUCGUGAGAUUUCAAAUUAUUAAAAAUGUAACACAGUAAAACAAAUUUUGUACAUAUACCUAUUGUGAAUUACAUUUAAAUCAACAUACAUUUAUUUCUUUUAU
Molecule: messenger RNA, 3244 nt
Organism: Amyelois transitella
Lineage: Eukaryota; Metazoa; Arthropoda; Insecta; Lepidoptera; Pyralidae
Exons: 4
Molecular function (GO): protein binding
Source: RefSeq, a predicted model, not a curated record